Messenger RNA from Neltuma alba, 1872 nucleotides. Its product is annotated as 2-succinylbenzoate--CoA ligase, chloroplastic/peroxisomal. The coding region runs from base 72 to 1751 and encodes 559 amino acids. Gene Ontology annotation, biological process: fatty acid metabolic process. NCBI's taxonomy places the organism in Eukaryota, Viridiplantae, Streptophyta, Magnoliopsida, Fabales, Fabaceae. The record is from RefSeq and is a predicted model, not a curated record. Gene Ontology annotation, molecular function: medium-chain fatty acid-CoA ligase activity. The transcript has 10 exons.
GUAGACUCCCUGUUUCGCUCUCAAAACAAUUCACUUGCAAAGGGCUUCUUCGUCGAGGAAUCUGGGACCGAAUGGCUAAGUACUCCGAUGCUCACAUUUGCCAAUGUUUGAGUCGAUUGUUAACUUCCCGACGAAAUCUUCCGGUCACAAUUGCCAAUGACCGUCACAAAACUGGAGAACAGUUCGUGCAUGAAGUAGUAGCGUUGGCCUACGGUCUUCAAGAAUUGGGAAUUAAAGCAGGCGACGUUGUCGCCAUCUCUGCUUACAACAGUGAUUUGUAUCUGGAGUGGUUAUUAGCCAUUGCAUUUGUUGGAGGGAUAGCUUCUCUUCUGAACUAUCGAUGGAGCAUUAAAGAGACAACAUUGGCAAUUAACUCCGUGAGACCAGUGAUGUUGGUUACUGAUGAGAGCUGUUACACCUGGUUCAUAAACCUCCAAAAAGAGGAUACCUCAUCUCUUAGGUGGCAUGUCUUUAUAGGCUCCCCUUCCUCAGAUUUUGUCAAGAAGUGGAAUGUCCUAAUUCCAGAAUUACUAAAGAAGCAUCUCACAAAGCUUCCACCGUCUUGUUACUCCUGGGCUCCUGAAGGCGCUGUCGUAAUAUGCUUCACCUCAGGAACCACGGGAAAACCCAAGGGAGUCACCCUAAGCCAUGCAGCUCUGUUCAUACAAUCUCUAGCUAAGAUCGCCAUUGUUGGGUACAGUGAGGAUGAUAUCUAUUUGCAUAGUGCUCCAUUGUGCCAUAUUGGUGGAUUGUCAUCGGCAAUGGCUAUGUUAAUGGUUGGCGGUUGCCAUGUCUUGAUGCCGAAGUUUGACGCUCAAUCGGCUGUUGAUGCCAUAGAGCAAUAUACUGUCACAUCUCUAAUCACAGUCCCCGCAAUAAUGGCUGAUAUGGUGUCGUUAAUUAGGGGCAAGGAGAUCUGGAAAUGUGGGGAAUCCAUCAAGAAAAUACUUAACGGAGGUGGGAGCCUCUCAAAUGAACUAAUCAUGUACUCCAGUAUAUUCUUCCCUAAGGCUAAGCUUAUAUCAGCUUAUGGGAUGACUGAGGCUUGCUCUUCACUGACAUUCCUGACCCUCUAUGACGCAACUCAAGAAAAGAUUGGUCAGUCCUCUCAGAUGGCUGUGAAUAGAAGAUCUGAGACAAUAAAGUACUCCCAAGGGGUUUGUGUUGGCAAGGCUGCUCCCCAUGUAGAACUCAGUAUAUGUGCAGAUUCCUCUGGCCAUGUUGGGAGAAUUUUAACCAGAGGACCACAUGUAAUGAUCCGAUAUUGGGAUCAAACUUCGACAAGCUCAUUAGAUCCCUCAAAUGAAGUCUGGCUUGACACAGGUGACAUUGGAUCAAUUGAUCAAAACGGUAAUUUGUGGCUCCUGGGGCGAACAAAAGGUCGGAUCAAGAGUGGUGGAGAGAACAUCUAUCCUGAAGAGGUUGAAGCAAUUCUUCUGGAACAUUCUGGGAUUGCUGCUGUAGUAAUUGUUGGAAUACCUAAUGCUCGCUUGUCUGAAAUGGUAGUUGCUUGUAUCCAACCAAGAAAAGACUGGCAAUGGUCAGAGCAGUCUGUUUCAGAUGAUCAUCACUUGUCACCAGAGAAUCUUCGGCAAUAUUGUAUAGAAAAGAAUUUAAGCAGGUUUAAGAUUCCAAAAAUGUUUAUCCUGUGGAGGAAGCCCUUUCCACUCACUACGACGGGAAAAAUAAGGAGAGACCAACUCCGAAAAGAACUCAUGUAUCAACUACAUUCUUUGCAUAGCAAUAUUUGAAUAUCUUGAUUGAUUUACUUUUAAGAUGAUGUACAAAUUUAUUUUUUCUUAAUUCAUUUCAAUUCAUUUUCUCCUUCCACCCCACAGUUUAACAAGUUUCUGUGACAUUUUGUGCAAAGCA